AUUCGAAGUUACUGCUCGAUCAAUCAAACAAUUUCUAUCUUAACUAGGUCUGAUUGGUUCGCGUCUAUUCUCAAUUGCGAUGUAGCUUGAUACAGCCUUAAGGCUUAAAGAGUCCCUAGCUUUCCACCCUGUCAAAUUAAAAUAAACAUAGCAGUCGGCCAUCUUGGUUUAUUCCACAAGGUUGUCGACAUAAUCGGGCAGUGGCUGUCGGCAGAUCGCGAUGUGGGAGGACGGAUUGCAAAGCGGUGAUCGAUAGGCGUGUGGAUCGCGGAUUGAGAUCAGCGUGUCGCCAAUUCACUACCGCCGACAUGGUGAACGUGAUCGUGCAUUAACAACAACACAGGUGCGCCUGAACGAACUUGGUCAUCGCGUCGCGGUCAUCACACCGUGAGAACGCGACGCGAAUCGUAAACCGCCGAAGCCGCGUCGAACGUCACCGAGCACGGUCGAACGGAGCCGAACGUGUCCGAGCGCGGCGAAAGUCUGCAGCUCGCCCGACCGAGGGAUGCUCGCGCGCACAUGGUGACAUCGUCUUCCGGGUCAGUCCGAAAGUAAUUUUGAUGUGAAAGGAAGUGCGCCGCGGUAGACGAGCUCGUAAUUUUCAGACGACACCGAUUAGCUUGGCUUUCUCAAGAAAGCCGGUGGGAUCGUUAAAACAGCGUUUCCGUGGGUAGUUCAUGGGGUGUAAUGGCGAUUGGGAAGGUGUUUUGUUUAAUGAUGCUGUAGGAUUGAUUGCUGCAAUGAAAUAUGUUAAAUGUAUACAAAUGACAAUGGGCUGAAAUAUCUGAAUGAUCAGCAUCUACAUAUAACUGUUACAUACUUUUUUUCAAUCACAGCUUGUGCUAGACAUGGCAACGGUAGAAGAGAAAAAACGAGUAGGUGGUUCCAAGGUGUCAGCCAUUGCGAACAUUUUCCAAUCCAAGCCGCAGUUAGAUAAUCUGGGCCAUAGGACAAAUAAUAUCCUAUCAGAUAGUUUCAAGGAACCAGCUGUUCCAUUGAAGGAAUCUCCUACGCAGGUGACGGUAGUCAGAACUGAAAGUCAUGUGGCACGCUUCAACAAUGCGCGCGCUCUCUUUGAGAAGCUUGGUGAAGAAAAUAAAUCGAACAGACCCGUGGAACGAGUCACGAAACCGAACAAUUUGCACGGUCUUCGAUCUCGCUCCAGCUCAGCAAACUCAGGUUCUGGCUGCACCUCUCCAGCGAGAUCACCGCGUCCGCGCUCGCCGUCUCCACCGGGCAGUCGCGAACACUUAAGCACGUGGAGCGCCAGCGUGCCAGCUUUAAACACAGAACGGCACUUCGAAAAUGGUCAUUGCAACAUGCCGGAUCAGCGGCGCGCUGCGGUCACUGGAUUAAUAAGCGGUAAGAUCGAACGAACAUUGGGCAAGGAAAAUGAUCGUCCCGAGCGACCUGAGAAACCGGAGCGUCGACCGAAUUCGAAGGAGCUGAUUGAGAAGCAGCGCAACUGGACCAGCCACUUCUCUAAAACUAGACCGAGCCGUUACAACUCCGACCCGAAUCGCUCGCUAGUGCAGACAUCUCUCAACUCACAGAAUGCAACUCAUAAUGCGACCCAACAGCAACAAUCGUCUGUCGACACUGUGCACCAGAGCUCGAGUGCGACAAGUGCGGCCAAUGAUAUCGUUAGUCCGGCUAGAUCGGCGAGUUUUUGUUCUGCACGAUCGCCUCCACCGCCGUUGCCACCUGUUAGAAAUUCAUCGGCGGUCGGUAGGAGAGAACGACCGGCUAGUAUCGCUGCGCUCAGUCCAUCAGACCUACCGGAGAGUCCAGAAUAUGCAACGAUAGAGAAAUUCGACGACAUCUCGCCGACGAUUCCGGAAUAUGCUGUCGUACAAAAAACGAAGAAGUUGCAAGAGGGUCCAAAAGAAAGCCAAAAUGAUAGUGGUUCCGAGAAGAUUCAGGAUGCCGCUAUGCCAGAGUACGCUGUGGUACAAAAAAACAACUCGAAGUCCGUCUCCAGAUCGGCUGACGGUCAGAAAGAAGUUUCCAAGACCGUGCAGAAUUUCAAAACCUCGCUAGCUACGGAAGUAGCUCCAGCGUGCAAACCUAUAGUUUCGAGGUCGUCGGAGAGCUCGAAAGAUGUAUCGAAGGUAUCUACUGCACAGAACUCAAAAAGUUCAACGACUGCAGAAAUAGCUCCAACAUGCAAGAAUACAUUUCCGAAAUCAGCAGACGUUUCUAAAGAUAUUUUAAAAGGCUCCGCAACUGUGGAGGAAACGGCAAGUUUGAAGACUAUAAUUUCCAGGCCAAUGGAAAGCCCAAAAGAGACUGUAGACUACUCGAUGGAAAUUUCGAGAAGUCCAAUAGCCACGGAGAUGGUCGCAGAGACAAAAAUUGCGAUCACGAAAGAAUACAAUGACCUGCCGGAGCAAACGAAAACAUCGUUAAUGCUCCACUACGAGCUUUCUAGUCCGAUUCGAAGUAGCACUUCGAUGGACAGUGCCCAGUUAACAAGGAGGGAGAGCGACCUAUUGGAAGCACCGGAGUACCUGAAUUGCCCUCCGAGUCCUAUUCACUCACCAGCGAAAACAUCCGAGUGGCGGAACGAGUGGCUGGCGAAAAACGACGAGAUCUUGAAAAGAACCGUGGACAUAAGGGAUCUAAAGGCUUCUUCGAGGGAAGCGUUGGAAGCGGAAAUGAUACGCGGCGAGGUGAUGACGAGGCCAGAUCCUAGACCCGACUGGGCCAGGCCUAGCGCAAACGCAAAGAGGAAAGAAACGACAAGCGACGACAAGAAGACCGAGGUGAUACGUUCACCGGAAUCCGAACUAGGCUUGCCCUCCUCUGUAGGCACCGACAGUGCUUCGUCUAGCAUGAGUUCGCCCAGUUCACCCUCCAAAGAUAGCAAGGAAGAGAAAGCGGAGAAGGAGAUGUCGGAAAAGCAUCAAACAGGUCGUAACAGCUAUGACUUGGAAACGGAGGAUCAAGAAAAACCAGCGACGUAUCAGAGCUGCACCUCAGAAAUGGAUAGUCUCUCGGAGAAGGAUCAAUUCAAAUUCAAUGAAACGGAUACAACCACAGUCAUUCGACGUUCUCACGUGCGCCUUGAUCUUCAGGCUGCGGGUCUGGGCCCACGUCCACCUUCUGUCAUUAGUUCCGAUCAGGAAUAUCCUCCACUGGAACAUAAGGAUAUCCCAGUACCUUCACCGUACGCGAAAAAAGUACAAAGUGAAGACGCUGUUUCACCAAGUAACGCCGAGUGCAAAACUCCAACGAAAGUACCGAGCACGGAGCAAGCAAAACAUCAUAGCAGCAACGCUGUGGAAACAAUAAAAAUCAAUUCCGUACCUGUUACGGAAGCAAUAUCAGAGGCAAAAGUGAAACCUAUCGGCGACGGAAUAUGCCAGAAGACAAUGUCUAACGCGAAGAACGAUCAAAUCAAAAUAAGCGUUAGAGAAAAAAUCGCGAAAAAUAGAGAAGAAGUAUCUGACAAGCGUUCUAGCUUUGUCGAAGCGGAAAACAAAAUUGAUAAUGUGGAAAAGAUGACUCACGGCAGUACGAACCGUGGUCAAGAAACGAAUGAUUUAGGAUUUACUGCGAAAGAAAGCAAAGACGAGGAGAAAUACUCGACGGAAGUGUCCAAGUCCGAAAUCAAUAGCAAUAGGAAAGAAUGCAUCGCAGUGGUGAACAGUGUUCUGUUGAGCAAGAAGGAAAGCGUUGAGCAGCCGCAGACUACAUGGGAGCAGGAAAAGCAGAAAGCCGAGCUGGCAAAACUUAGGCUGUCGGAGAAUUACAUUCAGCCAUCAUCCCCGUUGCCAACGUCUAAUAUACUUUCACAAAGGCAAUCCUGCAGAAAAUCUAAUGAGUACUUCGCGUCAGAGAGUAGUUUGAUCGAGGACAGCGACUCGAGCGACACGAAGACCGUUGUCAAUUCGACGGAAUAUGCGGCAACAGAAGCACAAAAUAAUUCCGCUGCGUUGGAAACUCCUUCGAAGGCUAACGCCAAUCAUAUUACUCCUGUGACACCUGAUACUAUGACUCCGGAUGAGGCUGAGAAUUUGUUGAGUUCUCGUAUCCUGGAGAAGAAGAUCAGACAAGGUUCGGCGCUGCUAUCGGAUGAGGAAGCGCAAGAGAUAGCAAGGCUGUUGUCUCCUACCGGUGCAGAUGAUGCAGUAGGUGAUGGGGUUUCUAAUGACAAGGAUAAGGAAGGACAGGACAGGGAUAGAGACGACCAGGACAACACACCCGACUGGCUGUCCGAUGUCCUGUCUGCUCCUGAUUCCAGUCUUAUCAAUAGCGCCACUCACGAUUAUAGUCUAACUCAUAGAUCCCGUAGUGACCUGACAAUAGAUUCGUUGACGGAGAGUCAAGUGGGAUCAGUGACAGGAAGUGAGAGUGGACUGCUAGGUUCUGUAAGCAGCUUGAACGACACUCACGAAACUAACGAUGACACUGAAACUGAGCAUCAAGACGAUUACAUUCCGACUCCAGGAAAAAUUGUUCUUGUGGAGAAUGGCGUACAUUAUUUCGAAGAUGGCCAUUUUUGGAUGGAAGUUGCUGGUAUUCCGGAAUCGGACGAUGAUGACGAGGAUUAUCCGUGCAGCGUAUCUGUCAAGAAAACGUCUAAGGUAUCUUUCGAUACGGGUCCUAUGCGCGUUUACUCCACACAUUCCGUUAACGAAUAUGAUCGCCGCAACGAAGACGUAGAUCCGGUGGCGGCAAGCGCUGAGUAUGAAUUGGAAAAGCGCGUCGAGAAGAUGGAGGUAUUCCCAGUGGAGUUAAUGAAAGGGCCGGAGGGAUUGGGCCUUAGCAUAAUCGGGAUGGGCGUAGGUGCAGACGCAGGCUUAGAGAAGCUAGGUAUCUUCGUGAAGACUAUCACUGAAAAAGGUGCAGCUGCGCGUGAAGGUCGUAUUCAGGUGAAUGACCAAAUUGUCGAGGUAGAUGGCAAGAGCUUAGUCGGUGUAACACAAGCGUACGCCGCUAGCGUGUUGAGAAAUACUUCCGGACUAGUACGAUUUGUCAUCGGUAGAGAAAAGGAUCCCAAGAAUUCGGAAGUGGCGAUGCUAAUCAAGCAAAGUCUUCAAGCGGAUAGGGAACGGGAACAGGCAAAUGCUGCUAAGAAAUUGAACUUCUCUGAUGCUUCCCCCGACGGUCAACGAGGAAGCGAGGAUAUUUCUAUUGGUAGCGGGAUGAGCGGAAUUCCUGGUUCACCGGUGCUGUCGUCCUGUUCGGAAGGAGAACCGCCUCACAGUCCAAUCGAAAAUUAUCUAUCGCCUUCUAGUCGCAGUCGAUCUCCGAUACUCAGCUCGUCUCUGCCUCCGCACACUACCACCACACAAAAUGAUGUUGACAGUCUGAGAUUACUCCUGCAGGAGAGUCAAUAUAAACUUGCAAUAGCGGACGAGGAAGUUGAAAAUCUCAAAGCAAAGCUAGUGGAGUUGGAAAACAGCGGUGCAGGCAGUGAAGAGUAUGCAGCAAAAUUACGAGAAUCAGGAUUACGUCUUCACGAGUCGGAGAGAGCCUUGGGUACUGCGCGCCAAGAUUUGUCGACGACAAGGGAAAUGUUGUCUCAGGCAACAGCACAAAAUGCAGCUCUACAGCAGAAAUAUGCCAGAGCAAGAAGGGCUGCCAGAGAAUUGCGAACGGAUAUCGCAGCCAGAGAUGAGUUCUAUCAACAAUUGUUGCAAGAAAAGGAUACGGAAUAUAAUGCAUUGGUGAAAAGUCUGAAAGACAGAGUAAUCACAUUGGAAGUGGAGCUGACUGAAACUCAGAGGCGGUUUGGUUUGCCAGUACGAUUGCCCUAUGAUAAUACCACUGCCAGAAUAGUGACGCCACAACUUUCUCGCAGACAACUACCACCGCCACCCUCGUCGACUAGUUGUCAGCUUUCAGACACAGAGACUUCUGAUCUCAGCAGCCCGGACGAUGGUGAUAAAACCGCAACAGUGGAGAGAAAGCUGCCUUUACCGUUGCCAGUGAAAGAAGAAUUGGAUCGUGCAGUGCCGGCACAUCGUUUACUGGAUAAUUCUGCUGGCAAGAGCAAGGCAGAACUUGCUAGUAGGGGUGGCUUGGCUAAUCGUCAGCUACCUAAGCGAUCUGGAGGUCUCAGCAAUAGUAGUUCGGAUUAUGGAUUAGACGAGUCGGGUGACAACACAGACGACGAUUCCUCUUCGAAACUUACUUCGCAGGAUAAUAGCAGCAGAUCGCCAAACGAUUUGACGUCCAAGCAGUCGAACUUGAGUUCCUAUUCUAGUACUUCAUCUAUCAGCUCGCUAAAGGGAAAGCACAUAGAUCCCAUACAUUCUACAGCGAUUCGACAGCACAGCACCAUCAGCUCGCAAGUCAGAGCAAUGACUGAGCAGAGCUGGCCUCAAUCACAAAAGACUUUAACCGGGCCCCCCGCAUCAUUGGCAGAACAGCUAAAGCAAGUUUUGGCCGAAAGAGAAAAGCGGCUUGGCGGGAAUGACUCUUCGAGAGAAAGCUCCGGUGAUUUCAGUGAUCUCAACAAUCCUCAUAAUAAUGAUCCAACUAUAGUCACACAUCAUCUUGUAGAGGAGAUACGACAAGCUGUUAACGAGGCUAAUCAAAGAGCUAAACUUGUGCUUUCAGUGAAGAAAGUGUCGAUUCCUCCGUCAAAUUUAAUUGGAAGUGGGGGAGCUCCUUGGCACCACCCAGGAAGUUCUCCUUCGAGUUUAUCCUCUGGCGGCUCCGUGAGUCCUCCUGCCGUUGAUCCUAGUCCUUCGAAAGCUGGCAGCAUUGCAGAUUCGAGUGCAGUUUGGUUGCCCGCUCAACUGAGCGACUUUGGUUUAGGUGACAAGAAAUCCCACUUUUGGCAGAACGCGCCGGUCACGGAUUGGUCCAAAGAACAAGUUUGUCAAUGGCUGACGGGAAUCGGUUUGGAACGCUAUUCUCCACAAUUUUUAGAUAGUGGCAUCAACGGAAGCAACUUGUUGCGUUUGGAAUCGAGAGAGUUGAAAGCUCUAGGGAUCUAUGGUGAAGCUAAAGCCCAUUUAAAACGCAAGCUGAAAGAGUUGAGAGCUCAGGCUGAUCGUGAGCGCAAAGAGCGCAAGGAAAUCGAACGAAUGCGACGAAAAGCAGAAAAAGCUGCACGGAAAAAAUAGCUUGCAAAUAAAAUGGACUCAUAUUAACUAGAUAUUCGAUAGAAUAUUAUGAAACCUAUGAGCGAAAGGUAUAUAAGGUGUCUCAAAAGAGGUGAAUGAGAAAAAUGGGGAACCUAUCGAAAUUUUUAUUAAAAAAUAAUAUUUUUAUUGGAAAGAAAUUAGGUAACGAAUUUCCUGUGGA
Molecule: messenger RNA, 7263 nt
Organism: Harpegnathos saltator (Jerdon's jumping ant)
Lineage: Eukaryota; Metazoa; Arthropoda; Insecta; Hymenoptera; Formicidae
Gene: Spn
Product: protein phosphatase 1 regulatory subunit spinophilin
Exons: 19
Coding region: 849-7082 (2077 amino acids)
Biological process (GO): actin filament organization; neuron projection development; calcium-mediated signaling
Cellular component (GO): postsynaptic density; cytoplasm; actin cytoskeleton
Molecular function (GO): actin filament binding
Source: RefSeq, a predicted model, not a curated record